This is a messenger RNA of Polyodon spathula (Mississippi paddlefish), 3392 nucleotides long. Its product is annotated as caprin-1-like. The record is from RefSeq and is a predicted model, not a curated record. Gene Ontology annotation, molecular function: RNA binding. The transcript is spliced from 19 exons. Bases 149 to 2278 code for a protein of 709 amino acids. Lineage: Eukaryota; Metazoa; Chordata; Actinopteri; Acipenseriformes; Polyodontidae. Gene Ontology annotation, cellular component: cytoplasm.
CCAGCGCUUGGUCUUUCUCAGUUGUCGGUGCGGCCGGCGGGGCGGAUCCCAAUUAAUUUUUUAGAAACAUAACAUAAAUAUAAACAAAGCAUUUUUAACCCUGAAAGCAAUCUCUUUUUUUCCCUUGAGGAUUUAUACACACUGAACGAUGCCCUCAGCGACUAUCAGCAGCAGCAUGGCUCAGGCGGCCAGUCCAGAGGUGGGGUCCGUUCCUGGCUCGCUGCCCGUGUCAGCCCAGUUCCAGUCCGGUGCCCAGUCGGAGACAAUCAAGCAGGUGCUGGGUGUCAUUGAAAAGAAAGUCCGAAACCUGGAAAAGAAGAAGGGGAAGCUUGAUGACUACCAGGCAAAGGUGAACGGUGGAGAAUGUCUCAAUCAAGACCAGUUGGAGGCAGUAUCCAAGUUCCAGGAAGUGGUGAAUAAUUUGGACUUUGCUCGGGAACUGCAGAAGGGCUUCCUGGCUUUAGGCCAAGAUAUCCAGAAGGCUGUGAAGAAGGCAGCACGUCGAGAGCAGCUGCAGCGGGAGGAGGCAGAGCAGCGGCGUCUCAAGGCUGUGCUGGAGCUGCAGUUCAUGCUGGACAAGCUGGGUGAGGAGACCGUGCGCAACGAACUCAAGCAGGGUCUGAAUGGCACCCCCCUACUGACAGACGAUGACCUAACAGCCCUCGACGAGUUCUACAAACUGGUGGGACCUGAGCGUGACCAAAAUCUUAGGUUGAGUGAGCAGUACAACCAGGCAACCCUGCACUACUGGGACCUGCUGGAGGCAAAGGACAAGGCUGUAGCAGGAACAACAUACAAGGCACUGAAGGGGACUCUUGAUAAGGUUCUCCAGAGUGGCUACUUCGACAGUGCCCACGCGCACCAAAAUGGAGUGUGUGAGGAGGAAGAGCAACAGCUGGCAGUUGCGGAGACCCCUGAGGCGGAGGAGCAGCAUGCAGAGCCAGAAAGUGAAGUUUCUGAAGAAUACACCGAACCCAGUGAAGUGGAACAAACAGAAUUUGUGAACAGACAGUUCAUGUCAGACGCUGCUUACGGCAGCAGUGACAAAGAACAAGGAGAUGAGUGGAGCACAGAUUCAGAGGUUGUUAGUGCUAUUCGGCAGCAGUCCCCUGUGCAAUCAGCCCCUCCUGUUGUCGCUGCUGCAGAGCCCCACGCACUGAACCCAGUGACACCUACAGCCUCUGCAGACCCAGUUGUCAGAAAACUGAGGGUACAGGACCUCAUGGCACAAAUGCAGGGCCCCUACAACUUCAUGCAAGAUUCAAUGCUGGAGUAUGAGAGUCAGGCCAUGGACCCAGCAAUUGUUUCUGCACAGCCCAUGAAGACCGCACAGAGCAUUGAUAUGCCACAAAUGGUCUGUCCUCCAGUUCAUGCUGAAUCCAGACUGUCACAACCCAACACAGUACCUGUACAGCCAGAAGUCACACAGGUCCCUAUGGUCUCCCCAGUGCCUGAAGCUUUCUCUACAUCUCAACCCUUGUACCAGACUUCCCUCACGACGGACCCCCACCCACAGACAGAAGCCAUGGACCCCAUUCAAGCUUCAAUGUCCUUGGCCUCCGAGCAGCCCGCAGCUUCUUCAGCACUUCCUGCUGCGUCCCAGCCCCAGGUAUUUCAGGCUGUGUCCAGCAAACCCCUCCACAGCAGCGGGAUAAACGUCAACGCCGCUCCUUUCCAGUCCAUGCAGACGGUGUUUAAUAUGAAUGCACCUGUUCCUCCUGCCAUUGAGGCAGAAGCACUGAAACAGCCAAGCCAAUACCCAAGCAGUUACAGCCAGGGCUUCAGCAGCCAGACUGCACACCAGGUGGAGCAGCCAGAGCUACAGCAGGAGCAGCUGCAAUCUGUGGUCGGCAGUUUCCAUACACAAGACCAAACCAUCCCAGCCACAGGUGGCCAUCAGCAGCUAUCCCAACAGCCUCAGCAGGGUAGCGGCUUCCCGCGUCCCGGCCAGUCCUUCUACAACAGUCGGGCCAUGUCCCGGGGCGGACCCCGCAACUCUCGUGGCAUGCUCAAUGGCUACCGGGGACCUUCAAAUGGCUUCAGAGGUGGAUAUGACAACUACCGUCCUCCUUUCUCCAACACUCCGAACAGUGGCUAUGGGCAAUCCCAGUUUAACGCACCUCGUGACUACUCCAACAGCAGCUACCAACGGGAUGGAUACCAACAGAACUACAAGCGGGGAGCUGGCCAGGGUCCUCGAGGUUGCUCUCGAGGUCGUGGAGGUUCGUUGAGACCCACCCGAGGAAUUCCACACAUGACAGCUCAGCAAGCAAAUUAACCCUCCACGUCAAUACCUGAAAUACUCCCCCCCCCCCCACCCCCCCACUUCACUCUCUACCCCUGUAUUUGACAGCCAGUGUCAUGAAAAACAAACUUCAGCAGUGAUUUACAUACUCUAUCUGAGAUGUCAACAAUCCAACCACCAAAGCUUUCUCUGUGGCCAUCUUCAAAUCUAAACUCCCCCUUUGCUAUCGUACCAGAAUAUUUACAUCCACUUAAAUUGGCCAGUGCCUGCGUAUCAGAAGCCUUAAUCUCAACCAGGAAUCUUGGUGCAUUUUAGGUUUAAAGGAGUUGGAAGGUGGACAUAAGAGGUGGCUGCAUAUUAUAUGGGAGUUCAUCAAAAUUGGCUCCCCCCUCCCUCCUGUCAAGGACAUUGGAAAUGCAUGAUUUAGGUAAACCAGGCACACACAAACAAGCUCUUUUCUUUGUUAUACGAACACCUUCUGUAUGUGAUGGCCCUCAAUACACAAAGCAGAUUCACAUGCCCAAAUGCUGUGUUUGAUGCAAAGAUUCCAGGUGCAUGUAGUCUACAAUCUUUUUCAGGCAACCAGGUGCUGUGAGGUUGCCUAGUGAAGAUGUCCAGUGAAAACCACACAAGCCAACAUAUUCACAGACGUUUUCUUGAGCCUGAAAGCCAAACAUUUAAAAUAAUAAAAAUAUCGUUCAACUAUACUGUAAACAAUUUAAAGAAAGAAUUACAGAGGUAUAUGAACUAUAGUUUCAUGUCAAUACAAUAGUCUUUUUCAUAUGUGUGCAGGAAGAUAUUGGGAACCAGGGUGUCCCGAAAUCUCAUUCCUUUUAGUUUUGUAACUCCUUACUUGCAUACCUGCUACUGAAAAAAGCUCUCCUCCAUGCUGUUAUACAAGUCAAAUAUAAUGUAAAACUAUAAGAAACUAAGUCAAGUGGACCCAUGCUUUGGCUGGUGCUGCCUUCAGUGUACACAUUGAGAAACGGUAUCUAGACACUGAGGAUGGCACUAGCCAAAACUUUGUAUACUUGACUUUGUUUCUUACAGUUUUACCUUAGGAUUCUGAUUAAGCAUUUUACAGUUCUGGAAAAGCUAAAACAUGCCAAUGCUUGUGUAGGAAAUAAAAAAAGCUCAUCUUCUUUAA